Molecule: messenger RNA, 1577 nt
Organism: Marchantia polymorpha subsp. ruderalis
Lineage: Eukaryota; Viridiplantae; Streptophyta; Marchantiopsida; Marchantiales; Marchantiaceae
Source: the annotation of a GenBank genome assembly
AGGAGGAGGACAGAGCGGGAGGGAGCGAGGGAGGGAUGGAGGGAGGGAGAUCGGGCUCCUCUACAGAAUUACUUGUACCGAGCAAGCGAGCUGCGGUCUCGUCACGGACGCGCUCACAUCUUCUCCAGUGAGCACAUUUAUAGGUCGACCUGUCUGGAAUUAUUGCGCAGAGGCGGGGAGGAGGAGGAGGAGGGGAGGACGGGGCCGGGUCAGGUGGUGUUGGAGUGUCGAGCAGGUCGGAAGAGAGAAGGAGGAGAAAGUUCUGUCAGGUGGGGCGAUUCGGUCUUCGGUGAGGUUGAAGUUCUCUUUCUGGUUCCAUGAUCGAUUCAAAGGGUAGGCAGUGCAAGAAGACUGAAGAGCAGGCCUCGGGUACCGAGCGGAAGCACGAUAUUUGAUUCAAGACAGGCAGAGAGCUUCAUCGGACUGGAGUGAGGCGGGGUAUUGGAGGGGAGAGGUGUGAGGAAGGGAGAAGACAAUAGAAAUGAGUGCCAGUGCGGCGGCGAGUAGUGGGGUUGGGGGUCGGGCUUGGUCGUCCAACGCAUCUCUCAAUACAUCGGCCAAGCGUAUCCAGAAAGAGUUGGCCGAGAUUUCCCUGGACCCGCCGUCAAAUUGCUCUGCUGGUCCCAAAGGCGAUAACCUCUAUGAAUGGGUCUCUACUAUUAUGGGCCCUGCAGGAUCGCCAUACCAGGGUGGUGUCUUUUUCCUAGAUAUCAAUUUUCCUGUCGAUUAUCCAUUCAAACCUCCAAAGGUGAUGUUCAGAACAAGAAUCUAUCACUGUAACAUCAACACCAGCGGGCAGAUAUGUUUAGACAUUCUUAAAGACAACUGGAGUCCUGCGCUCACGAUUUCCAAGGUCCUUUUGUCCAUCUGCUCACUCUUGACAGAUGCCAAUCCUCAUGACCCUUUGGUCGGCAGCAUUGCACAACAGUAUUUGACAGACCGCACAGCCCAUGACAAGACAGCUGCCGAGUGGACCAGAAGAUAUGCACAAUAGUCUGCAGCUAGGUCAAGGUUUGGUUUUAAAAGCUAAAGAAUGGUAAGUUCGACUUUUUUAGGAAUUAUGUAUAGAACAUUUUUGAGGAUUGACAUGUUGUUGAGUUCCUCCAAACAUUGUUACCAACAACAAGUGGUCAGUUGUUGAUUGCUGUCGCUCUUUGAUGCUGUGUACACAUAUAAAUUACUAGACAAAAUUCAGAUGAGCUGUGGAGGUCAUUUCUUUUUUGUUUGUGUGCUGGCCUGCUGGCCCGUUUGGUUUGUGCAUUGUUGCCAGUGAAAAUAAAAACCCGCCUUCUCACGUGAGCGAAGUCGAAAUUCUGUGCGCACACCGACUCAUCUCAUGCUUUCCAUUGUGAAAGCAUGGUGUGUGCUGUCGAUUCAAGCAUUUUUAUAUAUCAAUUUAUAUAGAAGCAGCUGAGCCCGACGUCAGGUAACCUUCUUUAUGUAAUUGUGCUGGAGAAGCAAGAACUGCAAGCUCAGAAGAUUAUCUCAAGGUGAGAAGUGAAAGUCACGAUUUCUGACUGUAUAAGCUGCUGGAGUAACGGUCCCUUAGCGGAACUUUUAUUUUCUACGUUUUGAGG